Messenger RNA from Gloeophyllum trabeum ATCC 11539, 652 nucleotides. RefSeq names its product dolichol-phosphate mannosyltransferase subunit 3. Gene Ontology annotation, biological process: GPI anchor biosynthetic process. Lineage: Eukaryota; Fungi; Basidiomycota; Agaricomycetes; Gloeophyllales; Gloeophyllaceae. Gene Ontology annotation, cellular component: dolichol-phosphate-mannose synthase complex; endoplasmic reticulum membrane. The transcript has 4 exons. The coding region runs from base 42 to 329 and encodes 95 amino acids. The record is from RefSeq and is a predicted model, not a curated record.
GCAGCACUGGAGGACACUUACCAUCGUCUGUCUCUACCGUCAUGACCCGAGCAACGCGUUUCUUCGCACUCUCACUAAUUCUUGUCACGACAUACCUCCUGGCAUUUUUCUCCAUUGUUCCCGUGCCGUUCUUCGAGGAGUCGGUAACCGAGCAGAUCCUUCCAGUGCUGCCCUGGUGGUUAUUGGUUUCAUUCGGGUCAUAUUCAUUGUGGUCACUUGGCUGGGGACUAUGGACGUUCAGAGACUGUCCAGACGCGUACGAGGAGCUACUCAAGGAAAUCACCAUGGCCAAAGAUGACCUACGUUCUAAAGGCGUACCAGUCGAUUGAUGUCGUGGAUCGAAUCCGACUCCCUGUGGCGAUAUUUCGAUCAUCUUUAUCCGACAGCUGCAUGGGGCUGGAAGAGACCAGCAUACUCCGACAGAUGAGAGGAGUACGACUGAGCACUACCGAAAUAUCAACCAGUUGGCAGGCCAAGAGUUGCUCGCUAAUAUACCAGGUGUAAUGGGAGUUAGGAGAAUCACGUAGGAAAAGGGCAUGUAUGCUUACGAUUUGGUUAAUCGGAUCUCGCUCGUGCGGCGGUAGCGCCCUAAUGGUCUCCGGAGUCAUCGUAAUAAUACGCGUUAUCAUGGCCCUUUGUUGCUCAGGCAUCG